Molecule: messenger RNA, 1254 nt
Organism: Prunus armeniaca (apricot)
Lineage: Eukaryota; Viridiplantae; Streptophyta; Magnoliopsida; Rosales; Rosaceae
Source: the annotation of a GenBank genome assembly
AUGGCCGAUUACGCGCCGUUACUAAACGGAGUAGACCAUCCGGCGACCAUCUGCGCGAAACCUCCGCGUAUCGCCUCUCUCGAUGUCUUUCGCGGCCUCUGCGUCUUCCUGAUGAUGCUAGUUGAUUAUGGCGGCUCAAUUUUUCCGAUAAUCGCUCACUCGCCGUGGAACGGUCUCCAUUUGGCAGACUUUGUUAUGCCUUUCUUUCUAUUCAUUGCUGGAGUUUCUCUUGCUCUUGUCUACAAGAAGGUGACAAACAGAGCAGAAGCUACAUGGAAGGCAGUGUUUAAGGCCCUAAAACUUUUUCUUCUAGGCGUUCUGCUUCAAGGUGGUUAUUUCCAUGGAGUAACUUCCUUGACUUUUGGAGUUGACAUUGAAAGAAUACGGUGGUUUGGAAUUCUGCAGAGGAUAGCACUUGGAUAUAUUGUUGCGGCUUUAUGCGAAAUCUGGUUAUCACGUCAGACAUGGGGUGAAGUGGGAUUUUUCAGGAGUUAUUACUGGCACUGGUGUGUCAUCUUUUCAUUAUCAGCCAUAUACGCAGGGUUACUGUAUGGUUUGUAUGUACCAGAUUGGGAAUUCAAAGCAUCAACACCAACUUCUGUGCGUCCCUCUAAUGAUAGUUUUGUUUAUUUGGUGAAAUGUUCUGUGAGAGGAGAUCUUGGACCUGCCUGUAAUUCUGCUGGCAUGAUUGAUCGUUGUAUUCUGGGUGUUGAUCAUCUAUAUUUGAAACCGGUUUACAGGAACCUGAAGGAGUGCAACUUGUCUGCCGAUGGUGAGGUUCCAGAGAGUUCGCCUUCAUGGUGUCAUGCUCCUUUUGAUCCAGAAGGUAUUUUAAGCUCCCUAACAGCUGCAGUGACCUGCAUAAUUGGACUUCAAUAUGGUCACAUUCUUGCACACAUAGAGGACCACAAAGGGCGCCUAAAUGCUUGGUCCUUGUUUUCAGUUUCAAUCUUUGUCCUUGGUUCAUUCCUUGCCUUCAUAGGCAUUCCUGUAAAUAAAUCUCUGUACACAAUCAGUUAUAUGCUAAUUACUUCAGCUUCUGCGGGAAUCACAUUUUGCGCUCUGUAUCUACUGAUCGAUGUUUACGGUUACAGGUGCAUUACAUCUGUGUUGGAGUGGAUGGGAGUACAUUCUUUAAGUAUUUUUGUUCUCGUAACUUCCAACCUAGCCAUUAUUGCGAUACAAGGAUUGUACUGGUCUAAUCCUGAAAAUAACAUUGUUCAUUGGGUCAUCACACGCUUUGUGCACAAGUGA